GCGCAUGCGUGAUGCACUUGUGGACUGUGAGGUGGUGGUUGGCGCGUGUCGGUGUGAAGAGCCGGGUCUGGCAUCACGAGUCUGACUCCUCUGCCUGGGACAGCUGUCGUGGGCCUGGGUGUGCCCCCGUGCCCUGUUACCCCUUCCGUCACCUGCCAGCGCCUGCGUUCGUGUCUGCGCGACCCCAGCGAGGUAAUCCCAGAUCUUUUUUCUUGACGAACCCAGGGGCUGAUGCAUCCCCCUUCCCCGCUGUGGUGCCAGACCCCUGCAUUCCAGGAUCCUUUCCCCGCUGCCAGGAAUGAGGGUCUCUCCUGCCUGUUGGCUCUUGGCCUUGCUCACUGCAGGAGAGGAUUCCCACUGGCCACGGGCAGCUGAGCAGCGUGCUGCCCACUAUGGCUGGCUGGUUUAGGCGGCUCCUGCACAAGCCCAAGCCCAGCUCAGUGGAGAGCAGCCUCAACUCCAGCCACUCCGCUUCAUCCUCACCUUCCUCCUCCUCCUCCUCCUCUGCCAAGAGCUCCAGCUCCUCGGCCACCAGCUCCAUCCCACUGUCACCCGUGCCGGUGCCGGACAUCAGCGCCUCGGACAGCCCCCGGUGGGGCAAGAGCUACGACGUGUGCGUGUGCCACAGCGAGGAGGACCUGGAGCUGGUGGAGGAGCUGGUGUCCUACCUGGAGGGGCAGCCCGAGAGCCUGCGCUGCUUCCUGCAGCUGCGGGACGCGGUGGCGGGCAGCGCGCUGGGCACGGAGCUGUGCGACGCCGUGAGGGGCAGCCACUGCUGGGUCCUGCUCAUCACCCCCGCCUUCCUGAGGGACCCCUGGUGCCAGUUCCAGAUGCACCAGGCGCUGGCCGAGGCCCCCAUGGCCAACGGGCGCACCAUCCCGGUGCUGAGGGGCGUGGAUCGCAGGGAGUACCCCAAGGAGCUGCGGAACAUCUACUACAUCUCCAUGGCGCUGAAGGAGAACAGCUUCAGGCAGAUCAGGGACACCGUCCUGCACUACCUUCAGGAGCUGUGCCGGAGCUCCACGAGUGGGAUGGAGUAGUGCUGGGAGCAGGCUGAUGCAUCCCCAUGGAUAUCACGGUCUGGAUGCAGCCACGUCCCGAUGGACCCACCACACUGAGCCACUCUGAGCAGACCUGGGAAGCAAGAACGGGAUGUUCCUCACCUCCGUGGGGGACAGUGGUGUGACCUCCAUCCAGUGGCUGAAACCCCCUGGUGGGGACAGGGACAGGGACAUCCAUCAUGCAAACACUAAGCUCUGACAUCGGGUGGGUCUGGGGAUCUCCAGAGCUCCUUGUGGCGCUGGUGUUCCCUGUCCUGAGGGGCUCUGACACCCCCGGGACCCCCGCUGGGCUGACAUGGCGCCCGCUGGGCUGCAGGCAGGACAAGGCAGGGUAGACAUUGCACGGGAUCGUCGGGACUACGAAAAUGCAGAAGUUUUAAAUUUUU
This is a messenger RNA of Corapipo altera (White-ruffed manakin), 1447 nucleotides long. It is a transcript of the gene TIRAP, whose product is annotated as TIR domain containing adaptor protein. The record is from RefSeq and is a predicted model, not a curated record. The transcript has 6 exons. Gene Ontology annotation, biological process: signal transduction. Bases 393 to 1040 code for a protein of 215 amino acids. Lineage: Eukaryota; Metazoa; Chordata; Aves; Passeriformes; Pipridae.